Messenger RNA from Arachis ipaensis, 751 nucleotides. Lineage: Eukaryota; Viridiplantae; Streptophyta; Magnoliopsida; Fabales; Fabaceae. The record is from RefSeq and is a predicted model, not a curated record.
AUGGCGGAAACUUCUGAACGCAGCCUCCACCCCCCUUUCUUCCUAAACACACCACACACACACAAAAAAAAGAAAGAAACGCAGAGAGAAAGAGCACAAAGAGCAGAGAAAAGAGGGAGGGAAGAGCUGCUGCCUCGCUGCCGCGCCGCUGUUUCAUUGCCGUCGUGCCGCACCCUAUUUGCGUUGCUGUUGCUGAUUGGUGGAAGGGAGGAGCAGAGUGCGCACAGAGGAAGGAAAGCUGUUCACCACUGCCAAACCUCCGUCGCCAGUGAUUCGCCGCCGCUGAAGAGAGGGAGUGACGCGAUUAAAGAAAGGAGGAGGAAGGAAACCCGUGCGCCGUCGGAGCUAGUUUCUCCCAGUCGCCGGCGUUGUCUUCGUCUGAACCACCACCAGAUCCGCCGCUGCCGAAGCUUCCGGUUGCGCCUCUGCCGUCGGCGAAGCUUGCCGUCACGGGAGGUGAUCCGGCAUCGCAUUCUUGCUGCUUUGAGCCACCAGCACCGCUGCUGCUACUCCAAAAUUCCGUUUCUAUUUCUUAGGGUUUGCUAUCUCAGCCCCUUGAAGUUACGUUGGUUCUGUUCUUGCCGUUACCUGAAUCUCUGCCGCCGUGGGUAUUGCUGUUGGAGUCGCUGGGAGCCAAUGUUGGAGCUGCCUUUGAUGAUUCUGAUGCUGCUACGUAGGUUCGGAGCUGCUGUGUUGUUGCCGGAGGAAGGGAACUCAUCAGAAAAAUGUUAUUGAGCCUGAUGUUUGGUUU